This is a messenger RNA of Pristis pectinata (smalltooth sawfish), 492 nucleotides long. RefSeq names its product transmembrane protein 14A (gene tmem14a). The record is from RefSeq and is a predicted model, not a curated record. Bases 93 to 398 code for a protein of 101 amino acids. The transcript has 5 exons. NCBI's taxonomy places the organism in Eukaryota, Metazoa, Chordata, Chondrichthyes, Rhinopristiformes, Pristidae. Gene Ontology annotation, cellular component: mitochondrial membrane. Gene Ontology annotation, biological process: regulation of heme biosynthetic process.
UCCCUGCUCCUCCCUCCCUGUCAGACAGACACCAUCUCAGUCAGGGCUGCUGCCGAGGGGGAGCGGCCGCCGGGAACAGCUCGAAUUUAAGAAUGCCGGUUGAUUGGAUAAGCUACUCCUAUGCUGGUGUGGUGACAGUGAGUGGCAUCAUUGGAUAUAUGCGAAGAGGGAGUUUGAUGUCUUUGAUCACUGGGCUGCUGUUCGGAUCUUUGGCAGGGUAUGGUGCUUAUCAGACUUCUAAUGACCCACAAAAUGUGAGGAUCUCUCUGAUCACGGCUGGGGUUUUGACAGUGGCCAUGGGAAUGCGAUAUCAAAAAUCUGGACGGUUAAUACCUGCCGGACUUGUCGCUGGUUUCAGCCUUUUAAUGAUCCUGCGACUUGUAAUCAUGAUGUUUUAAAUCUACAAGCAACUCACUUCAAAAUAGCUCCGAAUUCUGCAAAAUAAUUCUUGAGUGUAUAAACUUGAUACAAAGUAAAUAAUCGUUAAUCAUC